Messenger RNA from Bactrocera tryoni, 1989 nucleotides. RefSeq names its product phenoloxidase 2-like. Lineage: Eukaryota; Metazoa; Arthropoda; Insecta; Diptera; Tephritidae. The record is from RefSeq and is a predicted model, not a curated record. The transcript is spliced from 4 exons. Gene Ontology annotation, molecular function: oxidoreductase activity. Bases 1 to 1989 code for a protein of 662 amino acids.
AUGGGCGACAAGUAUAAUCUCCUACUACUCUUCGAUCGUCCACAUGAACCCGUGUUCAUGGAAAAAGGACGGGGCGUAGUGUUUGAUGUGCCCAAGAAAUUUCUCACCGAUCGUUACCGAGUUAUAGACAAUGAAGUGCUGGAGCGAUUCAGCGAAAGAGCCGAGAGCCUUGUGAAUGUACGAGAUAUUUCCAUGCCUGAUCUUAGUUUACCAUCGAAGUUGUCGCGUAAGGCACAUUUUUCGCUCUGCGUGCCGGCACAUCGCAUAAUGGCAGCGGGUCUCAUUGAUACGUUCAUGAGCGCGCCCACAGUCGAUGAACUGCAGAGUGUUGCGGUUUAUGCACACGAUCGGCUAAAUCCAUAUCUCUUCAAUUAUGCGCUUAGCGUGGCUAUACUGCACCGCAAAGACACUAAAGGCAUGGGUGUGCCCUCUUUGAUACAGAGUUUCCCCAACAAGUUUGCCGAUCGGCAAAUUUUUCGACAUUUACGCGAGGAAUGCACAAUCGUACCCGAAGGUUCGCGCAUGGCAAUUCUAAUACCACAUGAUUAUACAGCAUCGGAUGACGAGCCAGAGCAUCGUUUGUGGUAUUUUCGCGAGGAUUUUGGUGUGAAUUUAUAUCAUUGGCACCGGUAUUUGGUGUAUCCAUUCGAGGCGAGCGAACGCAGUGUUGUAUAUAAGGUGCGUCGCGGUGAGCUCUUCUACUACAUGUAUCAGCAGAUCUUAGCCCGAUACAAUGUAGAGCGCUUGGGUAAUGAUUUGAAGCGCGUGGAACCGUUAAUAGAUUUACGUGAAUAUAUUAAGGAGGGCUACUUUCCCAAAAUGGAGUCGGCACCACGCUUUGACAAUACCAAACUUUCGGAUGUGCGUCGCCAUCAAGACCAACUAAUUAUGGAUAUUGAAGAUUUGGAGCAAUGGAGCGAACGCAUAAAGGAAGCUAUCACAAAAGGUUUUGUUUUAGAUGAAAGCGAAAAGCACAUACCCCUCAAUAUCGAUGUGCUCGGCAAUAUAAUUGAGUCGUCCAUGGCUUCGCCAAAUCGCAACCUUUAUGGUGAUCUUCAUAAUAUGGGCCAUCUCUUCAUCGCCUAUGCGCACGAUCCGUCACAUCGUCAUUUGGAGUCGUUUGGUGUUGUCGGUGAUCUUGCUACAGCAAUGCGUGAUCCCGCCUUCUAUAGAUGGCACGCCUAUCUCGAUAGUAUUUUUCAGCAACACAAAGCUCAGCUCCCACCCUACACUAAUGCGGAGCUGCGCCACGAUGGCUUCUCCCUAACAUCUGUGGAAGUCACAGCUGAGAAUGUGCGCGAACCCAAUGUUUUACAAACAUUUUGGCAGGAAUCCGAUAUUGAUCUAUCGCGUGGUAUGGAUUUCGCGCCGCGUGGUAAUAUUUUUGCGCGCUUCAAGCAUCUACAACAUGCGCCCUUCACCUAUACAAUCAAGGCGACUAAUGAGUGCGCUACAAAACGUUUUGGCCUGGUACGCAUCUUCCUCGGUCCUAAGUACGAUGAGCAAGAUCAGACUAUGACUUUCAAUGAACAACGCUUGUUGAUGAUCGAAUUGGACAAAUUUGUGAUAGCACUACAACCCGGUGAAAAUGUUAUACGUCGUCGCUCCACUGAAUCAAGCCUUACGAUACCCGUUGAACGCACAUUCCGCGAACUGGAAGUAACUCGUGUGUCUAACGAAACUAUGCAAAAUGCUUGUGGCUGGCCACAUCAUAUGCUCAUACCGAAGGGUUCAACCAACGGUUUGCAGUGUGAGCUCGUCGUUAUGGUAACAAAUUACGACCAAGAGAGCGUUGAUGAAGAGCCCAUCAAUGGUGCUGACUCCUGCAGUAAACAUCAUCUCUUGCAACACGAUCAUCGUGCCUUGGGCUUUCCAUUCGAUCGCCAGUCUCGCCUGGGUGCCGACCACCUUGCUGACUUUCUCACACCGAAUAUGAUAGCAGCUGAUGUAGUCUUACGUCACGAAGAUCGCACGGAACACUGUUGUUGA